Molecule: messenger RNA, 1182 nt
Organism: Lytechinus variegatus (green sea urchin)
Lineage: Eukaryota; Metazoa; Echinodermata; Echinoidea; Temnopleuroida; Toxopneustidae
Exons: 3
Coding region: 63-764 (233 amino acids)
Source: RefSeq, a predicted model, not a curated record
AUAUCCUAUUUUUUUUACAUGCACAGAAUGAAGAGAUUGAUAUUGAUAAAAGGGUACCUCCUAUGGAUGAAUUAUACGAGAGAUUGAAGGUUGUGACGGCCAUCUCUGAGAACCAUUUUGAAGAGGUUAAACCAUGGAUUGGUAGUAUUCAAAAGUUCAUGCCAGGUCAAGAAAUCAUCCUUUACAACUUGGGAUUAAAUAAGACAUCUUUAGAGAAGGCCAACACUUUUUGCGAUGUUCAGAUUACUCUACGGGAGUUUGGUGCCAUUUUCUGGGGAGAUGCGUCUAUCCGCGUGAAAGGCUCCUUGCGUAAGCUUCUACCAGUCUCGAUGAAACACCAUGGAUUCAUGAGUCACAUGCAUGCGUUUGAUCCUCAGAAGCAGGAAGAGAUUAAGCACCAGUACUUCUUCACGCUUCCUCAACUGUACCAGAAUCUGGGUGUGAAUAGAACCGAGUACUACAAUUCAGGUGGCAUGGCGCCACACGCUUCUGCAAACCGUCAACUGUACGUUAACAGUUCAUACAUCCAAAAUGCUAUCGUCCAACCGAUGCUGAAAUGUGCCCUCGAAUUUCGCUGCAUCUCGCCGGUUGGAGCGAAGAAGGGGAACCACCGUUUCGAUGCGUCCAUCCUCGCUAUUUUGAUUUAUAAGAAUAUGAAAGGAGAAUGGAAUAGGACGCAUAAUGACAAUCUAGUCUUUGAUGACGUGGUAUAUCUUAGAAAGAAUACAAUCGGAAACAGGAAAGUUAAAACGUGCUUAUGGUGAGGUAUAAAAAAUGUUCGUUCUGCCUUCAUAAGUUAAUAUUCUUUAUUCGGCAUUUUAAACAACAAACAAAACCAGUUGCCUGGAAUAAAACAAGAAAUGUAAUCUUCCUGUAAUCCGCAAGCCAUUCCUUCCGACUCCAGGGGCCCCUAACACAGAACAUUUUUCUACGAUUGCUUACAUUGGCUACAAUGUACAAUCAAUCGUAGAAAUCAAGCGUACGAUUAAUCGCUCGGCUUUGUGUUAUUUGACCCAGGUAAGGCAGUGAGGGAUGUCUCUUACAAACAAAUACAUAUUAUAUACAAACAAUAGAAAAAUAACAUAAAAUCAGCAAACUCUAAAUUCAAAGUCAAUGAACAGCAAAAUAAAUAUACAUCCAUAUGUUAUUGAUGUAUAGAUGUCAACAGUAAAGCAAAUGAGA